CAAAUUACUCGAAAUACCUAAAUUACAAGCACGUAUUCAAGAAUUAUCUGAAUUAAAGCAAUAAAGCCUCCUUAAUAAUCAAAAACACAAUCAAAUUCAAUGCUGAUUUAAACAGAAACACAUCUUACAAGUGAUCCUGAAUUCUAUCAAGAUUCAGCUAUAUUUCAAAUUGCUUUAUCAACCAUCACAUUUUAUUGCCAUAUCCACCGAGAAGAGAACAUUGAGUAUAUCAAGACCAAUCGAAUCCGCACAGGCGACAUUAUUCGACUCUAUGGUGUGUUGAUUACUGAGCCUAAACAAUACAUCAAAAUCUCUUCGUUGGCAUUAAUCACAUUCUCAAAACCAGGCAAGAAACGCAAGAUGGAUGAAAUCUUGACGGAUCCUUUUGUUUGGUUUGCGGAAAAUGAAGAAAGAUCCAUGCCAACUAAAAGUCUGACACCUAUGUCGAUGUCUCCUUUGGAUGCUACUUGUACACUCAAGAAAUUCGAGCAUUAUAUUGAAUUCUCAGGUAGUUUUUAUCAUUAUUUUUUUUUUCUAUAUGGUCAAGCACAAUUUGUGUGUCUGCAUGUCACUCAAAAUACAAACGAGUGUCAUAAAAGCAAUGUCAAGCAUGAAUUAGAAGUAUGUCAGCAACAAAAUGCUCGAGAGUUGAAUGGGUUAAUAACAGAUAUCUAUCAAACUGCAACUGAAGUGGCCAAACGAGGAUUGAGCAAGUUGUUUGUGCUUUCGUUUGUUAACAAGGCUACUCUGUUUAUAGAUAAAAUAAACGAUUUGCUCAAGACAUGCGAUGUACCAGUGCCUGAGGGACUCGAGAUUGAUCAACGGGUUCCUUUACCUAGUGACAUUUACCAUUUCUAUAUAUGGAAUUGCUCCUAGUGGCUUAUGUGUUCAUGUAGAAAGGCAAAAUAAAU
Molecule: messenger RNA, 911 nt
Organism: Gilbertella persicaria
Lineage: Eukaryota; Fungi; Mucoromycota; Mucoromycetes; Mucorales; Choanephoraceae
Exons: 2
Coding region: 361-876 (171 amino acids)
Source: RefSeq, a predicted model, not a curated record